AGGCCGCCGUAGCCGGCCUCGCGCUUUCCCAGCGUGGCGAAGAGCUGCUGUCGGCGGGACUUCCGUGUUGGCGGGAUUCUGAACGCUGCCAUGGCUCAGACCGUGCAGAACGUUACAUUGUCCCUCACUCUGCCCAUCACGUGCCACAUUUGCUUGGGGAAGGUUCGUCAGCCUGUCGUAUGCACCAACAACCAUGUGUUUUGUUCGAUUUGUAUCGACUUGUGGUUAAAGAAUAACAGCCAGUGUCCAGCCUGCAGAGUCCCCAUCACCCCUGAAAACCCUUGCAAAGAGAUUAUUGGAGGAACAAGUGAGAGCGAGCCUAUGUUGAGCCACACAGUCAGGAAGCACCUUCGAAAAACCAGACUCGAGUUACUCCAUAAAGAAUAUGAGGAUGAAAUAGACUGUUUGCAGAAAGAGGUAGAAGAACUUAAAAGUAAAAAUUUGAGCUUGGAGUCACAGAUCAAGACUAUUUUGGAUCCUUUAGCCUUGAUGCAGGGAAGUCAAAAUGAAGACAAACAUCUAACAACAGAUAAUCCAAGUAAAAUUGACCCAGAGACAGCAACAGAGUGGAAGAAAAAGCUCAGAACAGCUAAUGACAUUUAUGAAAAAGUAAAAGAUGAUGUGGAUAAGUUGAAAGAGGCAAAUAAAAAGUUGAAGUUGGAAAACAGUGGCCUGCUGAGGGAGAAUUUACGCCUGAAGGCGGAAGUGGAUAAUAGGUCUCCCCAAAAGUUUGGAAGGUUUACAGUUGCUGCUCUUCAGUCCAAAGUAGAACAGUAUGAGCGUGAGACCAGUCGCCUCAAGAAAGCUCUAGAGCGGAGUGAUAAAUACAUAGAGGAACUAGAGUCUCAAGUAGCACAAUUGGAACAUUUAGAAGAAGCAAAGGGAGCUAUGGAUGCCCUUUGCCAGAGGGCACCUUCUGCAGAUGCCAGCGGGCCCCAAAGCAGCGACGACGUGGUGGCCUCAAAGAAUCAGGGUGACAGUGCCAGGAAACAGGCUGGCUCGGCCACCUCCACUUCGGCUUCUCGCCUGGCAGCACCUUCUAGCAGCAGACUCUCAGACACCAAUUCUGUCAGACAGGAAAGCACCAGCAGCACUGAAUCAAACUGUUCCAAAAACAAUGACAGAUACCCCAAGCCCACGGAAAUGCUGCUGGCUGUGAGAGAGGCACCGAUGGAUGCUUACUUGGAGAGAGAAUGGGGCAGCAAGCCAAGUGACUGUGCACCUUACAAAGGGGAAGAGCUCUAUGAUCUCCCAGCUCCUUGCACUCCUUUGUCACUUAGCUGCCUUCAGCUAAACACUCCAGAAAACAGAGAGAACCCUGUAAUCAAAGCAGGGAGUUCCAAAAAGCAUGCAAACCAUCUCAGAAAACUGGUCUUUGAUGAUUUUUGUGACUCUCCAAAUGGCUGUGGUAACAAUUCUUCAGAGGAUGAUAUAAGUAGAAGUGAAAAUGAAAAGAAAGCAGACUGUUUUGCUUCCCCAAAGACAGGAUUUUGGGAUUGUUGCCCCACAAGCUAUUCGCAAAGCUUGCAGUGUGACAGUCCAGAGGGGAGCACAAUAGCCAGCUCUGUUGGGGAAAUACCUUCAAAAUUGAGUGAGAAGUCAGCAUCAGGCUUGUCCAAGAGACUGAACUGUAUUCGCUCUCUUGAAAUGAACCGGACAAGAACAUCCAGUGAGGCGUCCAUGGAUGCUGCUUAUCUUGACAAAAUCUCUGAGCUGGACUCGAUGAUGUCAGAGUCUGACAAUAGCAAGAGCCCUUGUAGCAAUGGCUUUAAGUCAGUGGAGCUGGAGGGGCCCUCCAAAUCCCCCCAAGGCAGGGAGUUUCUUGAGGAACCUGACAAGUUGGAAGAAGGAGCUAAACUAAAUCUUUCCAAAAAUGCCCUCACUACUGAUGGGUUAGAAAAUGCGAAUGAGUGGAAACCCACUUCCUUUUUUCUCCUCUCUCCAUCCGAUCAAGAGAUGAGUGAAGGUUUUUCUCUCCACCCCACUUCUCACUCAGGAACUAGUGAAGUCAAAGCCCAGAGCUGCUUGUUUCAGACAGAGUUUUCCCGGGGUGUUCUCUUAAGCGGUGCCCAGGGACUAUUUGAGGAUCAGAGGUUUGGCUCGUCUUUAUUUAAGAUGUCUUCAGAGAUGCAGAGCCUCCACAGCCCCCUGCAGUCUCCAUGGUCUACUGCCUUUACGCCUGAAAAGAGGAACAAGGGUGUGAAUCAGUCAACAAAAAGGAAGAUACAGAGCAGUCUGUCCAAUGCCAGCCCAUCCAAAGCAACCAAAAGCUGACUCAUCAAGAGAUGUCACUUGUGGCUUUGUCCCGAAAGGGGUGUGAGCGUUUUAAUGUUACUGUAGUCACUUCAUGAAG
Messenger RNA from Acomys russatus (golden spiny mouse), 2353 nucleotides. It is a transcript of the gene Obi1, whose product is annotated as ORC ubiquitin ligase 1. Gene Ontology annotation, biological process: regulation of DNA replication; protein monoubiquitination. Gene Ontology annotation, molecular function: ubiquitin-protein transferase activity. Bases 91 to 2274 code for a protein of 727 amino acids. The transcript is spliced from 6 exons. The record is from RefSeq and is a predicted model, not a curated record. NCBI's taxonomy places the organism in Eukaryota, Metazoa, Chordata, Mammalia, Rodentia, Muridae.